ACACAUUUAAACAUAAAUAUUUUAGUAAUGAGUUGUUCUGUUUCUUCUGGGGGAAAUAAGUGAGUGAAUACCCGAUCAAAAAAUGAUCUGCCCCACACCAGACCACCACGGAAAAUGGCGACUGUGAAAUAGAUGGAAGACGAAAGUAAAAAAUAUAUAUAUUAAAUGCAGCGUUUAACUUCUCCGCUGGAUCCAUUUUCGUCGCUCGGAGGUCAUGGCAGCGGAAAUGUCAUGUCUGACAGGUGUUGAUGAAGAUGACAAAGAUGCUGAUUCGGAACUUAAUGCCCACACAAUCAUGCAGGAAUCUGUGAGAAUGGCACAAGAAUCAGCCUCCUGCACCUCUUCUUUUGGCAAGCCCUCUUUGAAACAGACCAGCGUUCUUGAUGUUUUGUCAAACACAGAUAUGUUGUCGCCAGUUGGCUUGGAGAAUGGCCCAGCUUUGCAUUUGGCUGUACAAGACCAUGAACUCAACAGCAUCUCCUCUGAAAAAGAGGAGGAAAAGAGCAUUACCCCACUAAAGACUGUGCAGGAACUAGAUAAUGUGGGAAUUUGGGGGUUUGAUGUUGAAUCACCUGAAAACUCAUUGGAUAAUUUCAGCAGAGCCAAUGACCUCAACUGGGACCCUCACAAAGAAUUUAUGCAGUUUUUAUGGGAUAACCAUAGUAAUUCCCCCAGCAAGGAGCCUAAAGAGGAAGUCAGUCCUGUCAACAUUCAAAGGAAAAGAAAACGGAAAAUGGACAUGGUUGUUAUGGUGGACCCCUCAGAAGACCUGUACCCUAAUCUGAGCCCAGAGUCAUCUGAAGAGUCAUGUGAUGAAGUAGGCCAAAUAGACUCUGGUCCUAAUAGAGUUACAAAACCAGAGAAAAACUUCAAUUCCACUACUCCACAGUCAUCACCUACAGAAAAAGUUUCCAAAUAUCCCAAUGGAACUGUAAAAUCUAUCAAAGAAAUUAUUUACAAAACACCUGAAAGUUCAGAUAAAAAUAGUAUCAAUCAUAAAAUUUCACCAUUGAGGAGAGGGCUUAUGAUAAAUUCGCAUUCAGAAAGGUCAUUGCGUUACCCUUGCUCAAAAUGUAAACUCUCGUUCAAGAAAGAGCAUCGCUUGCUUUAUCAUAUGAAAUCUCAUGAAGACCCUUCUGCAGUUUCGCAAAAGCCUUUUACAUGCCGAGAAUGUGACCAGUCUUUUCAACAGAGUGGUGCAUUAAUCGAUCACAUGUCAAUACAUCAGGAGGAGAGAUCAAAACUGAAGGAAGAAGUCAUAGAUAUAAAAGAUAAGAAAAUAGAAGGAAGAAAAAUCACAAUGUUUUUCUGCCCUCAGUGCUCAUUUGGAACAACGUGCCCAAACACAUUUGUUGAACACGCAAAAACACAUGAAAAGGACAAGGGAAAGCUUAAAUGUGACAAAUGCUGCUUUACAACUCUGAAUGAAAGUGAUUUUAGGAACCAUCACCUUCUGGAUCACACUGUUGUUACCAUUAAAAAACAGAAACUCAGGGAAGAAAUUAAGAUAUUCCCUUGUGAAAUUUGUUCUUAUAAAGCUUUUGGCAAACAUGUUUUUCAGAAACAUCUAAUUCGACGUCAUCAGUUGACUUUUGACGAAUAUACAGAAGCACAUAACAGUGGGAACUGCACACAACCAGCCAAUGAUGAGUUACCUACAUGUAAAAGUCCUGCUGAAGAUACAGAGUUCACAUCCAAAAUAUCAAUACAAAAUCAAAUCUGUCAAAAAGAUUUUUCUCCUGAUGAGUCCAGUAGCAUUUCUGACUUGUUCAAAAACAACAAAGUAAAGGAAGGUUCAAAGUUUAAAGUAACAGAAUCUAAACUUGACAAAUCCAUUAAUGUUCUUCUGUCUCGUCAAAGCAAUGGAAAUAAGGAUGCCAAACGGAAGAUGGAAAGCAAUAAUUCCAGUGCUCAGGAUUCCAAAAGUGAUAAAAAUGUCUGUGACCAAACACCACAAACAAUGGCUGUCAAGGUUGAAUUUUCUGCCGGAUCCCCAAAUAAUACGAAGAUGAACACAGACCAGUCAGUAGUCAAAAAGUCAUCCUCUAAACGUAAAAUGUCCACUCCAUACCGCAACACCUCUGACCAAGACUCAUGCUUUAUUUUACCAAAACCUUUGUCAAGUCCCAAGAAGUUCAACCUGGAAGAUGUGGCAGACCUUGAAAAAGACAUUUUCCCAGGUAGGGAUUCUGAAGCCAGUAGUAGCUAUUUUGACAGUGGCAUCAAAAAAGAGAAAAAACACAUAUUUUACACCUAUAGUAGAAGAAUGUCCAUGAGAGGUGCUUUACAGGCAUCUAAAAAACUGUUUGAGAAAAUAAAGACUGAAGAGCAAGAACAGAACGACCCUGAAAUCAAAGAAGAAUCCAUAGAAACAGAGGUAUUUCAAGAAACUUUUGAGUCCCAUCAAAUACCAUUUGGGGAAUCUCCCACAGACGAUUUGUUAGAGUUGGAUUCAGACCAGAAAAACUGUCCGUACUGUCCUGCCAUUUUUGAGUCUGGUGUUGGACUGUCCAAUCAUGUGCGAGGACAUCUUCAUAGAGUUGGACUGAGCUAUGAGGAACGCCAUGCUGUGCCUCCAGAACAGGUGGCUGACCAAGAUAGGCAGCCACGUAUUCGACGGAGGUUUUUAGCUAUUCGUCGAUUGAAAAAAGCACUACAACUAGAUUCGGACUCUGAGCCUGUGACAAGCAUUCACUCAUGUCCACUUUGUGGGGACUCAUUUGAUAACAGAACUGGGCAGUCCAACCACAUACGAGGCCAUCUGAAAAAGCUAGGAAGAAGUUUUUCUGAGAAGAGCAAGUCCCCAAUAAUUUUACUUCGUGAGCUGAUGCGUGACAAAAAAGAGUUCCAACGAGCCAUUCAGAUCCUGGGAAGAAGACGGAACCAUUUCCGUUAUGGUGCUUCACCAAAGCUGUCAACCGUUAAUCGCUUCACUUCUUCUCAGAUGGGUUUCCCAAAAAAUCAUUCUGUUCCAAACCUUUGUACUGAUACAAAACCACUGAUUCCCACAUUUUUUUUAGCAGCAAGUAAAUCUGAAAAUGAGCAACUGGAUAAGCUGGAUGUUAAAAACUCACUCUCAGGCACAACAGCCUUAAUUGGGAUUCUGAAGAGGAGAAGGUGCCAGGAAGACGCCAGACUCAAAGGAUCCUCUCAAACAUCAAGAAAUGAGUUGACGGUUUCUUCAAACAGUGAGCACAGUUCAGGGUCAAGAGUUGCAUCUUCACUGCCAACUUCAGGAUCAGAAACUGGAGAAUUCAAGAGGAAGAUGUGCAUUCAUUGCAAUGCUACUUUCGAGAGUGGAGUUAGCCUGUCCAAUCAUCUCCGAGCAUAUGCAAAAAGACAAAGGAUGGCGCUACUCGAGGGAACUACGAUUCAGUGUAAAGCAGUGAGGCAACGUUCACGACCUGGCUUAAAGAAGAAGACACUGCCCUUAACCCAAACUCCAGAGGAAAUGUACAGACUCACCUGCAGGUUCUGUGACCUCGUCUUCCAGGGUCCACUGUCAGUCCAGGAGGAUUGGAUUAAACAUUUACAGAGACACAUUAUGAGCACUGGUGUCCCUCACACUGGACUAGGCAUGGUAGAGGUCACCUCAAUGGCCACAAACCCCCCAAUCCUCAAGAAGGAUCAUGACAGCUCUCUGACAGUCGCACAGGCUGCCUCAUGAGGCCAGCGGGGAGCUUUUUUUAGAUUUCACUAGACUGUAUGUGUAUGUACAUUGGAUGUUUGUUCACUUACUUUUGUUCUGUUAGGUCAAUGAAAUACUGACCAAAAGUACAAUUUAGCUCAAUGUUUUGGGCGUUGUGCAUAUUGGAAUGUUUGGACAGUGAAAAGAUUUGAUUAAUUUGGAUAUUGUUACCUCUGUGUUUUUACACGGCCCAUUUUUAUGAAAUUGAGUACUUUUACCUCAGAUGGCUUCAUGGUUUUGGUCGACACUUGGAAGUACCUCCGUUCUGUACCAACUCACCUAAAACACACAACCAUGUCUCCUUUGUACUGUAACAUGAUCCAAUAAAUGCCCAGUCUUGUAUCAGGCCAGAGUCGCACACAGGAAUAAUUUUGGAAAUAAAAUGUCUGCAACUUUUUUUAUGCAUAUAAAAUGUUUUAUAAUAUUUCAGUAAUUGCAUUGUUUCUAAUACAAAAAAAAAAAAAAAGUUGUUUCAGGAAAAACUAAUUAUGCACACCCUGUGCUGAUCUUACCAUUCAUACGUCACCUAUAUUUAAUGUUUAAAUAUACUGUUUUGAAAUAAUUUAAUUUGAAAUGUACUAUAUCACACAGAUAC
This is a messenger RNA of Nematolebias whitei (Rio pearlfish), 4283 nucleotides long. It is a transcript of the gene znf644a, whose product is annotated as zinc finger protein 644a. The record is from RefSeq and is a predicted model, not a curated record. Bases 215 to 3667 code for a protein of 1150 amino acids. Gene Ontology annotation, cellular component: nucleus. Gene Ontology annotation, molecular function: DNA-binding transcription factor activity, RNA polymerase II-specific; RNA polymerase II cis-regulatory region sequence-specific DNA binding. NCBI's taxonomy places the organism in Eukaryota, Metazoa, Chordata, Actinopteri, Cyprinodontiformes, Rivulidae. The transcript has 6 exons. Gene Ontology annotation, biological process: regulation of transcription by RNA polymerase II.